This is a messenger RNA of Suillus discolor, 1523 nucleotides long. RefSeq lists its product as uncharacterized. Gene Ontology annotation, cellular component: RNA polymerase II transcription regulator complex. The record is from RefSeq and is a predicted model, not a curated record. The coding region runs from base 1 to 1227 and encodes 408 amino acids. The transcript has 5 exons. Lineage: Eukaryota; Fungi; Basidiomycota; Agaricomycetes; Boletales; Suillaceae. Gene Ontology annotation, molecular function: DNA-binding transcription activator activity, RNA polymerase II-specific; transcription cis-regulatory region binding.
AUGUCUGAUACUGCUCUCCGAAAAAAGAAAAAUGCGAACGCCCAAGCCACCUUCCGCCAGAGGCGAGCAAACUACAUAGCGACUCUUGAAGAGACAGUCACCAGUCUGGAGUCUGUCCUCCUCCAGCUUCAGGAUUCAUGUCGUGAAGCACGAUCCGAAGCUGGGGAUCUACAACAAGACAAUGCGCGCCUUAGACAUGAAUUGCGCGAACGUGAGAGGUUCUGGAGAGCCCUUUGGCCGGCGAAGAAGACAGAAGAGGCUCCUGAAUCUGACGACUUGCCCCUGCUCCCUUCACGUUUUGCUUCUCCGAGUCAUCCUCAACGAACCAACAUCAACAAUCGUACCUCCUCGUCGCAUGGUCAUUAUAGUGAUGAUAUCAAGGGAUAUCAGACCAGCGAUGAGACGUCUAAUUCCCUUGGCAGCAGCUCGUAUAUCAGCGCGCCGACUCACUCAUACGUGACUCAGUCUCCUGCACUUUCUUACACCAACGUGGAGACCGAGCAGAUAACCUCCGGUGGAGCUGGGCACCAUACGAACGCCCGAGUAUCAAGAUAUGGUUCUUACUCGUAUCUGAUGCAACCUAUCAAUGGGGACGGACCAUGUAUUCACAACGCAGCGCAGACACUGUCUGCUAAUGGCUCUCCUACCAUGACAUCCUCUGAUGUAUAUGCAAACUGCCAUUUUGAAGAGCAGAAGACGCAACUCAAUCACUUAGAAACGACCUCAUAUCUCUUUCCUAGUAGUGGUUCCAUCUCCCCCACGUCAUCCACUCCUGCAUCCUCGUCUAGCAUGUCCUUGACGUCUCCAUUCCAACUGAUGCUCCCUGCUGAUGGCACGAUCACGCAAGGUCGCGCAGAAUUUGAUUAUCGCAGGUACUCCAAUACCCACGGUGCUUAUUUAACCUUACAUGGAGGCACUGCCGAUAUUUCGCUUCCAAGCAUGGGCAGCGAUGGCGUGUGUUACAGACUUGGGCCCUGUCGUGCGAGUUCUGGGCCGAGUCCACUACUACCCUCCCUUCCUCAGCUCUCUGGAAGCAAGAACAGCUUGCAUCAUGAAUGGGGCGGUAGCGAAGGUGGAGCCGCCUCCUAUUCGAAACUCCAACCUCGUAGGAGACGUUCUCGGGAGUUGAGGUCACCUUCCCCUGGUGCACCUCCAAUCCCAGGUACGCUGGCGGUUAUCAAAGCUCAAUAUUUUGGAACGCUCCGUCGAAUUCGUACCAGAACCUAAAAACUUCUGAAGGGGCGACCAAGGUUGAUAUGGAAGUUCUCGAGGCCAGGGGCAUCAGAAUGGGCGUAGUGACUGGCUCGAAGCAUACUCACCUUCACCACGAUGAUUCUGACAUCCAAACAUGAUGCAAAUGUACUUUGCAACGAUCACCAGUUCACUCAUUUGAUCCCUAGGGAUUGUAUCAUUCUUCUCGUCACCAGCGGACUAGGAUUAUAACCACCAUUAUUUGUACAGCAAGAUCCCAGUUACUUACUGUAUUGCACUUACUCCACAAAGGUGUGCUGCAUAGUGUCACA